Chara braunii is the source of this 1071-nucleotide messenger RNA. The record is from the annotation of a GenBank genome assembly. Lineage: Eukaryota; Viridiplantae; Streptophyta; Charophyceae; Charales; Characeae.
CCCAGACUGAAAAUCCGGGGGCUGUGCUGCUCCCUGAAUUGUAGUCUUGAGAGGCAACCUCUGCAGCGGGCCGUGUGCAGUUGGUCCUAAGAGAUGUGGAAACCUUGUAUCAAGGGCGCACUGCGCGCCGCACAUCGAAAGGGGGUCGGGUUAAUAUUCCCGAACCGGGUUGUGGAGGUGGACGGUAACGUAAGCAGCUCCGGAGAUGCCGGCUGGGGCCUCUUGAGAGGCAACCUCUGCAGCGGGCCGUGUGCAGGUUCCCUGGAAGGGGACGCCGAAGAGGGUGACAGCCCCGUAGACCGCCGGACCCUGCUGCACGACGAGGUGUUGUCCAAGAGUUGGGUUGCUUGGGAAUGCAGCCCCAAUUGGGUGGGCAGGGAGAUCACCCUGCAAGCGUUACGCGCAUGGGUCCUGGAGAACCUGCGCACGGCCAUGUCCACUGAGGCUCUGCGGAGUAGGAGAGCCAAAGAUCACGGUCUGACGAAGUUGUGGGCCGUCAGGGUCUUCAGAGGAAACCUCUGCAGCGGGCAGUGUGCAGGUUCCCUGGAAGGGGACGCCGAAGAGGGUGACAGCCCCGUCGACCGCCGGACCCUGCUGCGCGACGAGGGGUUGUCCAAGAGUCGGGUUGCUUGGGAAUGCAGCCCCAAUUGGGUGGACGGUGGUCAUGGAAGUCGAAAUCCGCUAAGGAGUGUGCAACAACUCACCUGCCGAAUCAAUCAGCCCCGAAAAUGRAUGGCGCUGAAGCGCGCGACCUAUGCUUGGCCGUCGCGGCGAUUCUGACGCCGCGACGAGUGGGAGGGCGCGGGGCCUGCUGCGAAGCCUGGAGCAUGAGCCUAGGUGAAGCGGGUCCCGGUGCAGAUCUUGGUGGUAGUAGCAAAUAUUCAAAUGAGAACUUUGAAGACCGAAGUGGAGAAGGGUUCCAUGUGAACAGCGCUUGGACAUGGGUCAGUCGGCCCUAAGAGAUGUGGAAACCUUGUAUCAAGGGCGCACUGCGCGCCGCACAUCGAAAGGGGGUCGGGUUAAUAUUCCCGAACCGGGUUGUGGAGGUGCACGGUAACGUAAGCAGCUCCG